AUGAUCUCGAAGAAGAAGCUGGAGAAUCGCUAUGCUGAUCGUUCUGUUGCCAUCGAAAUCGCUUGCACGAGAUCAGCACGGCAACUUCGAAUUAUCCGCGAAACCUACCAAAAUGAUUACAAGAAGACAAUAGAGAAAGAUAUCGCAGUGAAGGUGGAAGGCGUUGUCGGGAAAAUGCUUACCAUGCUUCUAUGCAAGUCUAGAAAUGAUGAUGGAGUGAGAGUCGACGAUAGCUUGGUGGAAAAGCAUGCACAAAUGCUUCUUAGCAACUCCCUCGAUGAAAUCGGAAGGAAUCUCACCCUAUUUGAACAAGUGUUUGUUGGAAAUUCAUGGAAACACCUCGCAGCAGUAUUUGAUAGGGUGAGUAGCUAUACAAUCCAGACAUAAUC
Messenger RNA from Cylicostephanus goldi, 389 nucleotides. NCBI's taxonomy places the organism in Eukaryota, Metazoa, Nematoda, Chromadorea, Rhabditida, Strongylidae. The record is from the annotation of a GenBank genome assembly.